AUGGCUGAUAAUUCCCAAUCUCAGCCAGAGCAAUCAGUGUCAGGACAAAACAAAGCUAGUCCCGACACACCACCAUACCGAAAACAACUCCAACACGAUGCCUAUACCAUCGGAUGGGUGUGCGCCCUUCCAAAAGAACAAACCGCAGCCAGAGCCAUGCUAGAUGAAGAGCAUGAACCUCUCCCAACCCCUCGAAAUGAUCAUAACGCAUAUACUCUUGGCUCAAUACGUGGCCACAACGUCGUCAUAGCCUGCCUUCCUAUACCCGUUUCACCAUGA
Penicillium soppii is the source of this 279-nucleotide messenger RNA. RefSeq names its product NACHT nucleoside triphosphatase. The transcript has a single exon. Gene Ontology annotation, molecular function: catalytic activity. Gene Ontology annotation, biological process: nucleoside metabolic process. NCBI's taxonomy places the organism in Eukaryota, Fungi, Ascomycota, Eurotiomycetes, Eurotiales, Aspergillaceae. The coding region runs from base 1 to 279 and encodes 92 amino acids. The record is from RefSeq and is a predicted model, not a curated record.